Molecule: messenger RNA, 723 nt
Organism: Naegleria fowleri
Lineage: Eukaryota; Heterolobosea; Eutetramitea; Acrasida; Naegleriidae
Exons: 1
Coding region: 1-723 (240 amino acids)
Source: RefSeq, a predicted model, not a curated record
AUGAAUUUCGGUUUUGGCUUUAAUGGACAACAACAACAACCCAAUCAACCUCCACAAAUGAAUAUGGGAUUUAGCAUGCAACCACCACAACAACAACCAGGAAUUGGCAUGAGUGUUGGUUUUGAUACCACUUAUGGCGGAAUGGGAGUGAAUAUGAAUAUGGGAAUGCCCAUGAUGGGAAUGAAUGUGGGAAUGACUGUUCCACCACCUUCGCAACCAUCCACCAUGAUGUACAACAACAACACCUACAUGCCUCCUCAACAACCACAAUACCAACCACAACCUCAGGUCCAUAUGACCACUAUGACCACUACCACCAGUACCAUGAUGGGAGGUUCCUCCAAUUUGGGAAAGCAAAUUCUUGCAGCAGUCCAAGGAGCUUCCUUUGAUAGUGAUAAGGUGAAGGCUGUUCAGACUUAUUCUUCCUCUCAACACGGACCAGUCUAUGCUCAAGAAAUUGUUUCCAUCUUGAAUGCCUUUGGUUUUGAUAAUGAUAAGAUUAAGGCUUUGACUCAACUGAAAUCGACCAAUAAUGUGGCUAGCAUGUCCUGUUCCGAUGCUGCCAAUAUUCUCUCUUGCUUUGGAUUUGAUAAUGAUAAGAUGAAGGCUUUGGAAUUGAUUGCUGGUCAAAUCUAUGAUCGUAUGCAAAACGCUGAGACUGUGGUGAGCAAAUUUGGUUUCUCGAAUGAUCAAAAUAAGGCCAGACAAGUCUUGAUGAAGUAA